AUGUCGUCAAGGCCCCGUUUGAUAUCGCUCGAUGCGUUUGCCAAAACCGUCGAGGACGCCAGAGUAAAGACAGCCCUGGGCGGCAUGAUCACGCUUAUAUGCGUGUUUAUUGUGCUUUUGCUCAUCCGAAACGAGUAUAACGAGUACACGCUGAUGAUAGUGAGGCCCGAGUUGGUCGUGGACAGAGAUGUGAACAAGCAGCUUGAUAUCAACUUGGACAUAACCUUUCCCAAUGUUCCUUGUGGCGUGCUCACGUUGGACAUUUUGGACAAUCUGGGCGACUUGCACUUGGACGUGCUUCAGUCCGGGUUUGAAAUAUUCAGAGUGCUUCCGCUGGGCCAGGAGAUAAAGGACGAUUUACCCAUUAUGUCCGGAGUUGAAAAGUGGGAAGAGACCUUGGUGGGCUUGAGUGAGGAAGAGAAGGCCAGGGGUGUCCCUUGUGGGUCGUGUUAUGGUGCUGUGGACCAGACAGACUCCAAGCACUGCUGCAACUCAUGUAAAGCAGUGAGACUAGCGUAUGCGGUGAAGAAGUGGGCAUUCUAUGAUGGAGAAAAUAUCGAACAAUGUGAGAAGGAGGGCUACGUUCAGAAUAUGAAACAGAGAAUCAACGAUAGAGAAGGGUGCCGAGUGAAAGGUCUGGCAAAGAUCAACAGGAUCUCGGGUAAUUUGCACUUUGCUCCAGGGAUUCAGAUCUCCGAUCAAGGGAGACACUCUCAUGACAUGUCGUUGUGGCGUAAGUAUGAGAACUACUUCAAUAUCGACCACAAAAUUCACCACUUUUCCUUUGGCAAGGACCCACUGGCAUCGCUCCACCUAGCAUACCCUCUGGAAGACAACCAAGCUCCUUCAAUAGCACCGUUGGACGGCUUCGUAUUCCAGCAAGGCAAGAAAGAUCAUGUGGCUCUGUACUACUUAUCAGUCGUCUCAACCAGAUUCGAAUAUUUGGAGGGAAGGCAGGCUCCAGAAGAAACAAAUCAAUUCUCUGUCAUCACCCACGAUAGACCAGUAAUAGGUGGUAGGGAUGACGACCACCAAAACACCAUGCAUGCCCGAGGAGGAGUGCCAGGCACGUUCUUCCACUUUGACAUUUCGCCGAUGAAGAUCAUCAAUAGACAAGAAUACGCCAAGACUUGGUCUGGAUUCGUGUUAGGAGUGAUCAGCUCCAUUGCCGGCGUUUUAACUGUCGGAGCAGUGCUUGAUCGCUCUGUCUGGGCUGCCGAACAGGCGCUCAAGGGCAAAAAAGAUACAUAG
This is a messenger RNA of Candidozyma auris, 1251 nucleotides long. RefSeq names its product Erv46p (gene ERV46). Gene Ontology annotation, cellular component: endoplasmic reticulum membrane; endoplasmic reticulum; COPII-coated ER to Golgi transport vesicle. The transcript has a single exon. The record is from RefSeq and is a predicted model, not a curated record. Bases 1 to 1251 code for a protein of 416 amino acids. NCBI's taxonomy places the organism in Eukaryota, Fungi, Ascomycota, Pichiomycetes, Serinales, Metschnikowiaceae. Gene Ontology annotation, biological process: retrograde vesicle-mediated transport, Golgi to endoplasmic reticulum; endoplasmic reticulum to Golgi vesicle-mediated transport.